Messenger RNA from Purpureocillium takamizusanense, 1602 nucleotides. RefSeq names its product Endo-1,4-beta-xylanase 2 (gene XYL2). Gene Ontology annotation, biological process: D-sorbitol catabolic process. Bases 97 to 1194 code for a protein of 365 amino acids. The record is from RefSeq and is a predicted model, not a curated record. Lineage: Eukaryota; Fungi; Ascomycota; Sordariomycetes; Hypocreales; Ophiocordycipitaceae. Gene Ontology annotation, molecular function: zinc ion binding; L-iditol 2-dehydrogenase (NAD+) activity. The transcript is spliced from 2 exons.
ACACACGGGCCUCGUCGACUGCUUCUCCCGCCACGAUACACACACGGUGCCUCGUCGAUUUGCUUCUCCCGUCACCGACGCGCGCACAACUCUUUCAUGGCGCCGCCGACGCUCAACAAGGACGAGCUCAAGAACCUCUCCUUCAUCCUCAACAAGCCGCACGAUGUGACGUUUGCCGAGCGGCCGAAGCCGUCCAUCGAGGACCCCCACGACGUGCUCGUGGCCGUCAACUACACGGGCAUCUGCGGCUCCGACGUGCACUACUGGACGCACGGGGCCAUCGGGCACUUUGUGGUGCGCGAGCCCAUGGUGCUGGGCCACGAGUCGGCCGGCACCGUGGUCGAGACGGGGGCGGCGGUGACGCACCUGCGAGCGGGCGACCGGGUGGCCAUCGAGCCCGGGUACGGGUGCCGGCGCUGCGGCGCGUGCCGGGCGGGCAAGUACAACCUCUGCGAGGCCAUGGUGUUCGCGGCGACGCCGCCGCACGACGGCACGCUGACGGGCGUGUGGCGGUCGCCGGCCGACUUCUGCUACAAGCUGCCCGAGGGCGUCUCGCUGCAGGAGGGCGCGCUCGUGGAGCCGCUGGCCGUGGGCGUGCACAUCGUCAAGCAGGCGGCGGUGCAGCCGGGCCAGUCGGUCGUGGUCAUGGGCGCGGGACCCGUGGGCCUGCUGUGCGCGGCCGUCGCGCGCGCGUACGGCGCGUCCAAGGUGGUCAGCGUCGACGUGGUGCCGUCCAAGCUCGACUUUGCGCGCGGCUUCGCGGCCACGCACACGUACCUGUCGCGGCGCGUGCCGCCCGAGGACAACGCGGCGGCCAUCCGCGAGCACGCCGGCCUGCCCGCGGGCGCCGACGUGGUCAUCGACGCGAGCGGCGCCGAGCCCUCGAUCCAGACGAGCCUGCACGCGGUGCGCGUCGGCGGCACCUACGUCCAGGGCGGCAUGGGCAAGAGCGACAUCGACUUCCCCAUCAUGGCCAUGUGCCUCAAGGAGGUGACGGCCAAGGGCUCGUUCCGCUACGGGCCCGGCGACUACGAGCUGGCCGUCGAGCUCAUCGCCAGCGGCAAGGUCGACGUCAAGAAGCUCGUCUCGGCCGUGGUGCCCUUUGAGCAGGCCGAGGACGCCUUCAAGAGGGUCAAGGGGGGGGAGGUGAUCAAGGUGCUCAUCGCGGGGCCCAACGAGGCCAGCAGCGGCUGAUGAUGGUGAGCGGAGACAUGUACACACACGCACGCAAGCACGCACGCACGCACACUCGGGCCAACGAGCGAGCUUGUUCGCUGCAGCACAGGAGCAAUGAGGUGAGGGCAUCAUUUCUCAGCCGCCCGCCCGCCCCGGUCCGUGGGCGUUUCGGACGGGCCCCUGCCCUGGCACGGCCAGCUGGAGCUCCGCCAAGUUCGCCUCGGGAGCGGCUGACUGGGCGGGCACGAGGGCGACGUGAGGCCCACAAGGACCUCACGAGGCGCCCGAUGGCGGAAUUAUGCACAGAGGACAAAGAUGGCGAGGCGGAAUCCCUGCCUUGGCUGGGGGCCUGUACCACCUAGAACAAAGUAUACUGUAUACUGUACUUCGUACGUACUUGUAAAAUGACUGCACAUGGUUCCGUGC